Molecule: messenger RNA, 1441 nt
Organism: Lucilia cuprina (Australian sheep blowfly)
Lineage: Eukaryota; Metazoa; Arthropoda; Insecta; Diptera; Calliphoridae
Exons: 4
Coding region: 560-1321 (253 amino acids)
Source: RefSeq, a predicted model, not a curated record
CUCUGUAUUAUAACAAAGAAAGAACGGUUGGUGUCGACAAGUGCAGUUAGUUGUGUUUCGUGCAAUCCAAAUUUCCUUUUAAUAUUAAAGAAAAUCGUCGAAUUGGUCCAUUAAUUUCUAAAUUCUAAAUCGUAUGAGGUGAUCCGGAUGAGGAUGAUGCCAAUUUCUCAAAAAUUUAUACGUAAAGAUACAGUUAAACAAAGAAAAAAACUGUCCAGCGUUUGACCAUUGAAAAAACAUCCGAGUGGGGAGCGCAGAGAAAGGUCAAAAGAAACAAAGAAGAGAAAAGAUUAAACAGAAGCAGUAGUUAAAUAAAUUGAAUGAAGAUAAACCUAAUCAUUAAUUAGAUCAUCAUAUACCCACUGCCAUUACUUUAAUGUACGUUAUUAGACUAAAUUAAUAUAAAUUAAUUUUCACUAUCAUUAAAAGAUUUAAAAGAAAUCAAUUAAAAAAAACAGAAAACCAAAAUAUAUUCAUAAUUAAAUAAAUACAAUUUUUAAAUCAAUAUAUUUUUGUAAACGUGAAAGAAAAGCGUAGGAAACGUAAAUUAAACAUCAUUAUGUCCAACCAUUAUCAUAAUCAUAAUUCCUACAAUUCGGUUGGUAACAGUAGUGGGUCCAAUCAACUCUAUACUAAUGGCGAUGGUAAACACGAUUACAAUCACCACCAGGGAGUGGUUAGGUUAACAAAUGGUUAUGCUAUGAAGCCAUUGGAUAAUGUGGCCGUACCCGACAUGUGUUUGUUUUGUUUUGAGGUAUUAGAUUGUGAGCUCAACAAUAUGGAGGGACCAGGUACUCCACCAUUUACUAACGAUGCUUACCCUUUAUUCGUUACCUGGAAGACGGGACGUGAUAAACGUUUACGCGGUUGUAUUGGAACAUUUAGUGCUAUGCAUCUUCAUUCGGGUUUGCGCGAAUAUGCCUUAACUAGCGCUUUAAAAGACUCACGUUUUGCUCCCAUCUCACGUGAUGAACUACCAAAAUUGACAGUUUCUGUAUCGAUUUUGCAAAAUUUCGAAGAGGCCAAUGGACAUUUGGAUUGGACAUUAGGUGUACAUGGCAUACGUAUUGAAUUCAUCAAUGAAAGAGGUUGUAAAAGGACUGCUACUUAUUUGCCGCAAGUAGCUACAGAGCAAGGUUGGGAUCAGAUACAAACAAUAGAUUCUCUUUUGCGAAAAGGUGGUUAUCGUGCUGUCAUUACACCAGAGACACGUAAAGCUAUUAAAUUAACCCGCUACCGUUCUCAGGAAAUUCAGAUGAACUACAAGGAAUACCGUGAAGUUUUAGAACGUCGCGGUCAAUACUGCAAAGUGCAAUGCUAACAAAUAGCGUUUAAUCGUUUUAAACAAAAACCGCAAAGAGAAAAUAAUAAACGCCAAGAGAAAACGUUUCAAUUUAGUUUAAAUUUUUAACAAAUUCUCUUUGCUUUACAAACAAUAUAA